GUCAAACGACUCGAAAAUUAAUAUAAUCGUCCGUUCCUUCGAUCGCGAAGUAUUACACGACGCCUCUUUUUCCCGCCAUUUCGUAAUAUUUGCAACAGAUAGUUAAAUGCAUUUGUUGUUUCAAACAUCAUACGUGGCACAGUCUACGUAUACGUGUCGCGAAUAAACAAAGGAUAUAUAGUUGAAUUUGACAGAUUUUACAAAGUAGUCGAAGACAAAGGGGAUUCGCGGAUAAAAUACUCACAAUUGUCUUGCCUAGGCGUAAUUGUACCGUAAUAGUUACAACGGCGAUCAGCAAGCCAGUGUGCGAAGCCGGUCGUUAUGUGUACGAAAGGAAAUCAAUGCUCACACCACGAACGACAGUGAUUGUGUGUAAAAAUGAAAUGGGGCAUUGGGUGAAAGUACUCUUGGCUUGGAGAAUGUUACAGAUGGUAUGGAUAUGGUGUUUGCUUGUGUCAGUGGGAGAUUUGACAUUGGCCCUUGACAAUGGUCUCGUGAAAACACCACCCAUGGGAUGGCUCGCUUGGGAACGAUUUAGGUGCAACACAGACUGCAAAAAUGAUCCUGAUAAUUGUAUCAGUGACCAGCUUUUUCGCACAAUGGCAGACAUUAUCGUAGCAGAAGGUUAUGCUGCAGUUGGCUAUGAGUAUGUUAAUAUCGAUGAUUGUUGGUUGGAAAAAGACAGAAGCCCUACCGGUCAACUUGUACCAGAUAGACAAAGAUUUCCAUAUGGCAUGAAAAGUCUUGCAAACUAUAUUCAUUCAAAAGAUCUUAAGUUUGGUAUUUAUGAAGAUUUUGGUAACUACACAUGUGCUGGUUACCCUGGAAUAUUGGGUUACUUAGAAACCGAUGCACUUACUUUUGCAUCUUGGGAUGUAGAUUAUGUAAAAAUAGAUGGAUGUUACUCGCAGCCAUCCGAGAUGGAUAAAGGAUAUCCUGAAUUUGGAUUCUACUUGAACCAAACAGGUCGACCUAUGGUCUAUUCUUGUAGUUGGCCAGUCUAUCAAAUUUAUGCUGGUAUACAGCCAAACUAUACUUCGAUAAGUGAUAACUGUAAUCUUUGGAGAAACUUUGAUGACAUACAAGAUUCCUUGAAUAGCUUAGAAACAAUCAUAGAUUAUUAUGGUAACAAUCAAGACGUGAUUGUUCCGAUUGCUGGACCCGGACAUUGGAACGAUCCCGAUAUGUUGAUCGUCGGCAAUUUCGGGCUCAGUUAUGAACAGAGCAAAACACAAAUGGCAUUGUGGGCUAUAUUAGCUGCACCUCUAUUGAUGUCCGUCGAUCUACGAACAAUUAGACCCGAAUACAAAGCUAUUUUACAAAAUAGGAAAAUUAUCGCUGUGGAUCAAGAUCCGUUAGGCAUACAGGGUCGACGCAUUUACAAACAUAAAGGCAUUGAAAUCUGGGCGAGGCCGAUAACUCCCGUCUAUCAGAAUUACUACUCUUACGCCAUAGCGUUCAUAAAUAGGAGAACGGACGGUACACCUUCCGAUGUGUCUGUUACAUUGAAAGAACUUGGAUUGCAGUAUCCUGGAGGAUACAGUGUAGAGGAUCUAUACGAAGAUGUAAACUACGGCGUCUUAACAGCGCAAACGAAAAUAAAAGUUAAAGUGAACCCAUCCGGAGUCGUGAUACUGCGAUGUGAUUUGUAUUUAGAAGAUAUUUACGACACGAAUCAAUUUCCGCAAUUCACCCCGUCGAAUCAGCUCUUCAAAGUCAGACAAAAUUCGUUCAAGUAACACGAAUUAAACAUUAACAAAUUUUUAACUGUAGUUUACCAUUUUUUUUUAUAAUACUUGACAACACGAUGUUACCAUACUUUGUUAAGAAAGUAGGAAAUAAAGAAUUUUAU
This is a messenger RNA of Colletes gigas, 1852 nucleotides long. Its product is annotated as alpha-N-acetylgalactosaminidase. The record is from RefSeq and is a predicted model, not a curated record. Gene Ontology annotation, biological process: oligosaccharide metabolic process; glycosylceramide catabolic process; glycoside catabolic process. The transcript has 9 exons. The coding region runs from base 342 to 1739 and encodes 465 amino acids. Gene Ontology annotation, cellular component: cytoplasm. NCBI's taxonomy places the organism in Eukaryota, Metazoa, Arthropoda, Insecta, Hymenoptera, Colletidae. Gene Ontology annotation, molecular function: alpha-galactosidase activity.